GUAAUUUGUGAACUGGCUUGGAACGUUUAACCUGUUAGGUAUGCCUUAAUUGACGUGAAAAGUCACUAAGAAUAGCGAGUUUUGAACAUUUCUCAUCCAUUUCGAUCUUAUUUCGUUGUCGAAUUCACGCGUAGCGUUUUUCAUUUAAACGGCGUGUUGUUAUGCAGCCUUACCACCAUUGUUGUCGAUGGUCUAAACACCCACCGUCUCCCACUACCUCAAUUCAAAAAAUGGCAGAGCUGAAGCCAGAAAAAGAUUUUACGGAGGAGUAUCAAGCCCUCAUUGAUUCAUUGGAUCGUGUCAAAAUUGAUGCCUCCUUGGAGAAAUUGUUGAUUUUUGAAAAACAAGUGCGUCAGGCUUCAGAUAAUGCCACGAACACUAAGAUACUUAUUUACAUUGCUGAUCUUUUGUAUCAAGCUAAGGAUUACAAGCUCUUGAACGAGCAACUCGUUAGUUUAUCCAAAAAACAUGGACAGCUGAAACAAGCUAUGACGAGCCUGGUGCAACAUGUGAUGGGCUACCUCGAUGAUAUCAAAGACAAGAAGAUUAAGAUUGAUCUUAUUGAAACGUUGCGAGGCAUCACAGACGGCAAAAUCUACGUUGAAAUUGAACGUGCCCGUCUUACGCGACUUUUGUCCAACAUCCGUGAAGAAGAGGGAAAGAUUGAGGAGGCUAAAGAUAUCUUGUGUAAUGAACCUGUUGAAACGUACGCGUCUCUCGACCAGAAGGAGAAGGUCGAUCUUAUUUUAGAGCAGGUCCGGUUACACUUGCUGUGUUCUGAUUACUACAUGGCUUCUACCUUUGCCAAGAAGAUAUCCGUCAAAUUCUUUGAAAAGGAGGAGGUCCAAGAUCUGAAACUCAAGUAUUAUGAGCAAAAAAUUCGCAUCGGGUUGCAUGAGGAUGCAUAUCUUGACGUGUGUAAAUACUAUCGCGUCGUUUAUGACACAGCCAGUAUCCAAGCAGACCCCGAGAAAUGGCGCGAAAUUCUUGAGAAUGUUGUGUGCUUCGUAUUGUUGGCGCCUUAUGAUAACGAGCAGGCUGAUUUACUGCAGCGCGUGAACGCCGAUCGCAAAUUGUCUUCUUUGCCUCUGUUGCAACAGCUUGUUAAAUGUUUCACCAUCAAUGAGCUGAUGCGCUGGCCCCGCAUUGCAGAAAUUUACGGUGAAGUUUUACGAAGCACUGCGGUUUUCGCAGCUGGUGAUGAGAAGGGCGAAAAGCGCUGGUCUGAGCUGCGUAAGCGUGUUAUCGAGCAUAACUUGCGUGUCAUUGCUAAAUACUAUACCCGUAUCCGUUGUGAUCGCUUGAGUAUUCUGUUGGAUCUGUCCGCUGAGGAAACAGAACAGUUUUUGUCAGAGCUUAUUACAAAGGGACACUUUUAUGCCCGUAUUGACAGACCUGCCGGUACGGUUUCGUUCAAAAAGGCAAAGAAUGUACACGAACAACUUAAUGAGUGGUCAGCAAGCAUUACCUUUUUGCUGAACAGAGUCGAAAAAACGCGACAACUGAUUUUGAAGGAGGAGAUGAUGUACUCUAUUCAACAGGAAGUCGCAAAGUAAAUUUACGCAUGCUUGUAGAGAUUAUGAAAUACGAAUGAUUAAUCAUUUCAACAUUAUGGAUAAUGCAAUAUUUGUUUGUAUUCGCAACGAGGUUACGAUACUGUCUGAAGGUUGCCUUGUUUAUCAAAACGAGCUUGGAAGAAUGUGUAGCUAAGAAGAAUUUCGUCGACGUUUUUCAUGUUCGGGUCGUCAUCGAAUUCUGGAUCAAUGAAAAAGAAUACCGGCAAGUCGACUUUCUCGUGAGCAUCGAGACGCUGUUCCUCAAAGCAAAAACAAGCUACUUUAUUAAAGUAGAGUGCGGCCUGUUCGGGGACAAUGUUGUAUGUAGCUACCCCAAUGAUAUCGUGAUCACUUUUAUUUUCUGCAGAGUAAA
Schizosaccharomyces japonicus yFS275 is the source of this 1929-nucleotide messenger RNA. Its product is annotated as 19S proteasome regulatory subunit Rpn502. Lineage: Eukaryota; Fungi; Ascomycota; Schizosaccharomycetes; Schizosaccharomycetales; Schizosaccharomycetaceae. The record is from RefSeq and is a predicted model, not a curated record. Gene Ontology annotation, cellular component: nuclear periphery; proteasome regulatory particle, lid subcomplex. Bases 162 to 1556 code for a protein of 464 amino acids. The transcript is spliced from 2 exons.